AACAACAAAAAAAUCAAUAGUGCAUAAUUAGAAAAUUUAUAAUUAAAGGCAAAAGUGCAUUUAUUAUAAGAAAACAUAGAGGCCAUGAAGUGGGAGAACUAUUGUGAUUUCGUCGCAGGCUGUUUUGGUGGUGCUUGCGGCGUGCUGGUGGCGCAUCCGCUCGACACCAUCAAGACCUGGCAACAGGCAUCCAACUCAUCCGUCCUGUCGGCCGUGCAGCAAAUCUACAGCCGCAACAAUGGGAUCAACGGCUACUACAGGGGCAUGCUCUUCCCCCUGAUGUCGACGGGCGCCAUCAACUCGAUCCUGUUCGGCAUCUAUGGCAACCAUUUGCGGCAGCUGCGCCGCGUCUGCCACAGCGACUAUCAGCGCGAGCAGCUCGAGUACAAGAACAUGUUCUUGGCUGGAUCUGUGGCCGGGUUUGUCCAGUCCUUCAUUGCGUGCCCCAUGGAGCUGAUUAAGGUGCGGCUGCAGACGCAUUGCUACUACAACGACUAUAUCUAUGGUCAGAGACGCACAGCCUAUGGCACCUUCAAGCGGAUACUUAAGAAAGAUGGCAUCUCGGGCUUAUAUCGUGGACUUGUGCCCAUGAUGUGUCGUGAUGUGCUGCCCUAUGGCAUCUAUAUGCUGGUCUAUCGGCAGGCGGCCAACUAUAUGGAGAACUCGGAGUUUGUGCGCAAGCGUCGCACCGAUUCGAAUGCCACAAAUAUGAACUUAAUUAUUACGACCUUUGCGGGCGCCUGGGCUGGCGUGUUAUCUUGGGUGUGUGUAAUACCCUUUGAUGUGGUCAAGACCAUAAUGCAGGCGGAUGAGAAUCAUAAAUUUCGCGGCAUAAUGCAUUGUGUACUGGUCAACUAUAGGGCCUAUGGCUGGCGCAGCAUUUUUCGUGGCAGUUGGAUGCUGUUGGCGCGUGCGAUACCCUUUAAUGCGGCCACCUUUUUGGGCUAUGAAUAUUCGCUGGAGUUGUGUCAUAGUUAUUGAAAUACAAUUAAACCAAGCGCAGUUUCGAUUUAAACUGAAAUUUGUUCAUAUUUAAAUUAUUUAACGGCUUUCUGUUAAACUUCCUUUGAAUCUGAUGUAGGUUAACAGUGCGUAUUCAGUGUGUGCUGUUGUUAGUCUGGCAACGUUUAUAUUUGUGUACUUAACUGCUAAGUAACAUAAAAUAUACAGCCUACAAAUAUGCUAUAGGCUUAUAUAUCACUUAAAUGCAUUUUAAAAUACAAGAAAAAUUGGCAUACUUAUAAUAAACAACAAAUCUAAAUUUAUAUUUUUUUUGUACAUGCUUAUCUAGUAUAUUAUCUAAUACAGAAAACAAAAUAUAUGUUAAGAAAUCCUGUUAACGCAAAUUGCCUCCGGCAAACAGCGCACUUAACAGCUUUACAACACUGAACGGCUGCGCCUAACAUUCACUAAUCGAUAAGAAAUGUCAUAUCGAUAAA
Drosophila novamexicana is the source of this 1439-nucleotide messenger RNA. Its product is annotated as solute carrier family 25 member 45. The record is from RefSeq and is a predicted model, not a curated record. The transcript has 5 exons. Gene Ontology annotation, biological process: mitochondrial L-ornithine transmembrane transport. Lineage: Eukaryota; Metazoa; Arthropoda; Insecta; Diptera; Drosophilidae. Gene Ontology annotation, cellular component: mitochondrion. Bases 85 to 981 code for a protein of 298 amino acids. Gene Ontology annotation, molecular function: high-affinity L-arginine transmembrane transporter activity.